AUGCGGUGCGACUUCGUCAGUGAAGCAGCACCUGUCGAGAGUGACGAGUCUCGGGAGUCGGUGGCCGAAAAAGGCUCUUCUGCUCACUAUCCUACAAUACCCGCGCUGCACGACCGACAUGUCAGGCCGACUCCCGUGCACCGGUUUGGCGCCAGCGCUGGUGCGGAUGCGAUGGCGGGGCGGGGGAAGAAGGAAAACAGUACGAGUGACACUCCUCUUUCCUUUCCUUCCAACAACGAUGCGCCGCCCCAUGUCGCUCGCUUCCAGCCGCUCGGGGAGCGUGGACAAACGAGAUUUCCAUCGCCGCGCGUGGCCGCGCUCGUCGUCCCCAACCGCGGCGCCGCGGGCCCCCAAGUGUACUCGCCGUUUGCAGAGGUAGAUGUGCUCAACACAAACGCACAAGCUCAGCUGAGCUCAGCGCGUGGCAUCGUUGAACGGCGUGGCGGGUGGUGCCAGCGCCCCUCGGGGCCCGCCGUGCCCCUCCCCGCGCCAACCGGGGUCGUGUCCACCAGCGCGCUGUCCCCGCACCUCGCCGACCUUGUCUCCGGCUUCGUCGGCGGCUUCGGCGCCGAAUACGAGCGCCUCGUCGCCGACCGCGCCACGGCCUACGCUCUUAGGGACGAAUAUGAGAACAAGGUCAACACCCAGAUAAACGAGCUCAACAUCAUCCGCCAAGCGCUGUACGAGCUGGAGGCGCAGCACGGCAAGCUCUGCACGCGCUAUGAGGAGGAGAUCGCGCACCUCCGCGCCGAGCUGCAGGCGUCGCGCAGCGCGGGGCCGGGUCUCGGCGGGCCGGGCAUCCCCGCCGACCGCGCCCGGGACGGCGACCGCGAGAGGGAGAGGGACCGCGGGGGCGUGCGCGACGCCAAGCGCCUCAGGCUGACCAAAGAGCACGACAGCCCGCACGCACUCUCUCGUACCGCCCCACCACCUAAGGUAUUCGACAUCCACGCUCGACAGACGUCACGUGGAAUUUCCCUUUUGGGCGCCGAGAGCCCCGGGCGCCCGAUGACGGCAGCAUCGACAUCGGCGCAUCGCUUACCCGACCACUCGCACCUCCCGCUCCCGCCGAUGCCGCUCCUCCGGUCUGGGGCCGCUUCUACUUCUGGGCUCGCGUUGAUGCCCGCGCCGGAACGGGAGAAAGAGACCGACAAGGAGCGCGGCGACCGCGAGCGUGACCGCGAGGAGGAGCCGUUCCCGGCGUGGGUCGACGGGCUGGACAUCGCGAGCCUCCCCGCGGACAUGAAGAAGGAGGGCGCGGACUGGUUCGCGGUGUGGAACCCAAGGAUUAGGCCGAGGAGGUUGGAGAGCGUGCAGCUGCUGCAUACGUUCGCGCAUGCGACCGUCGUCUGCUGUGUCCAGUUCUCCGCGGACGGGCGCUAUUUGGCGACGGGGUGUAACCGCUCGGCGCAGAUCUUCGAUGUGAAGACCGGCAGGAAGACGAGCGUGCUGGUGGACGACCCCGGACGGGCGGUUCUUGGCGAUGGGGGCGGAGGACCGGAAGAUACGGGUGAGUCGCCGCUUGUUCAAUUCUUCUGUUAUCUCUUCGUUCCUUCCUUGUGGUCGUCUCUCGCUCUCCUUCCCUUUUGCCAUGCCUCUGUUGUUCUUCCUCUGCAUCCACUCGAUGGUGACGGUCGGUACACGGGCCCGCCCGGCUCUUCCGAACUCCGCCCCGGCCUUGUCUGCGCGACAGCCACGCCCACUUCCCUCCUUUCGGCAUCCGUCCUCCCCGCCUUCGUUUGCCUUGGUUCUCGGAGGUUGUGCCAAGCUCGGUGCAGCAGUGUCGGGCGAUGUUGUCGGCGGCCCGCGGGCGUGUUUUCUUUCCUUAUUUAUCUUGCUUGCACCCGAGUCUUGACUAACCCGCCCCGCCCCGCAGAUCUGGGACAUCACCAAAGGCACCGUCGCCCAGAUCUUCUCGGGCCACACGCAAGAAAUAUAUUCCCUCGACUUCUCGCGCGACGGCCGGCGCAUCGUCUCCGGCUCGGGCGACCGGACCGCGCGCGUGUGGGACAUGGACGGGCGGGCCGCCGCUCAUCCUCGCCGUCGACGAGCCCGCGCCCUCGCCCGGCCGCCAGCCGCGACGGAACACGUGACGGCCAGGACGCAGGUGUCACGAGCGUCGCGCUGUCCCCGGAUGGAAGGUACGUCGCCGCGGGGUCGCUGGACAAUGUCGUCCGGAUCUGGGACGCGGAUAGCGGGGUGUUGUUGGAGCGCCUCCGCGGGCACCGGGACAGCGUGUACAGCGUGGUGUUCACCCCCGACGGGCGCGGCGUGAUCAGCGGGAGCCUCGACAGGACGCUCAAGUACUGGGACGUGUCCGCGCUCGCGGGCGGGGGCAAGGUGAAGAAGGAGGCGGGCGUCGCGCCGGAGGGCCGCGCGGUCUGCACGCGGGACUUCCUCGGGCACAAGGACUACGUGCUCUCCGUCGCGGUCUCGCACGACGCGCAGUGGAUUGUGUCCGGCUCGAAGGACCGCGGCGUGCAGUUCUGGGACCGCGCGGGCGCGGUGCACGCGCUCCUCCAGGGGCACAAGAACUCAGUCAUCUCGAUCGACCUCAGCCCCGCGGCGAACCUGCUCGCGACGGGCAGCGGGGACAGCUUGGCGCGGGUUGUGGAGCUAUGCAUAGGAGGAGGGUAUUUGGUGUAUGCCGUAUUGGAUUGGGAAUUGACUGACUGGAUAAUGCUAACAUCAGUAUAA
Messenger RNA from Mycena indigotica, 2697 nucleotides. RefSeq names its product Chromatin associated protein. Bases 1 to 2697 code for a protein of 898 amino acids. The record is from RefSeq and is a predicted model, not a curated record. The transcript has 11 exons. Lineage: Eukaryota; Fungi; Basidiomycota; Agaricomycetes; Agaricales; Mycenaceae. Gene Ontology annotation, molecular function: protein binding.